AUGGAUUUUGUCGCGGUCGAGCGAUUUGGUCGGCCAAAUCGUGGACGAGAAAUCGGCCGAGGCCGAACGUUUGCUUCCCGGAUCGACCGUGACGGUCGGUCCGUUCCGAUACGUGAUUCCGGCCAAUCGCGGCGUGUUCCUUUCUGCCCGUGCGUGCCACGCGGAUGGUUUUUUUUGUCGCGCUAUGAUGCGAUCAUGGACGAGGAGGUUCAGGAAGAGCAGCUUUUGGCCGAGGAAGAAGAUGGAAUGGAGCAGCUCUUGGCCGAGGAGGGACUUGAAGCCGCGCAGCUUGUACCUGAGGAGAGCAUAGCCAUUCCAACUUCCCCGAUCACUCGUUCACGAACUAAGGCACUAAACCAAGUGAUUGCCAAAGUCCUUAGCUGUUUGAGUCAGCAAGAAACCAAACCAACUACUCUGGUUUGUUUGGAAGCCUUACAUAUGGGAUAA
Messenger RNA from Microthlaspi erraticum, 447 nucleotides. NCBI's taxonomy places the organism in Eukaryota, Viridiplantae, Streptophyta, Magnoliopsida, Brassicales, Brassicaceae. The record is from the annotation of a GenBank genome assembly.